Molecule: messenger RNA, 2857 nt
Organism: Anopheles stephensi (Asian malaria mosquito)
Lineage: Eukaryota; Metazoa; Arthropoda; Insecta; Diptera; Culicidae
Product: ornithine decarboxylase 1-like
Exons: 2
Coding region: 96-1430 (444 amino acids)
Cellular component (GO): cytoplasm
Molecular function (GO): ornithine decarboxylase activity
Source: RefSeq, a predicted model, not a curated record
UGGCUUUAUAACUCGCGUUGUAAAGCUGUAUCCGUGGUCAGUGUGCCGAAAUCGUUGCAAUCAUUUCAGAACCACUCGAACCAAACGGCAGGAAGAUGAGCAACGCUACUGCUGAAACCGUUUACGAGCACUUGAUGGCCGGUGCACGACAGAUCGACGACGAGACAAGUCUGCAUGAUAUAAUCGAUCGGGUGGUAGAGAGUGGUCCCCACGACGAGCCGAUCCACGUGCUCGAGGUGGACAGUGUAGUACAGCGAUACACGGAAUGGGUGCGUCACAUGCCACGCGUAAAGCAGUAUUACGCGAUCAAAAGUAACGAUGCGGACGCGAUCGUGGAGACGGUUGUGCUUCUCGGUGGUGGGUUUGACUGUGCAUCCCAGAGUGAGUUGGAACGAGUGCUUGGGCUGGGUGUUCCGCCGGAGCGCAUUAUUUAUGCACAGCCGUCGAAAAGUGUUGCAUCGCUGAAACUCGCACGCCAACGGUGCAUUCGAACCGUGUUCGACAAUGAAUUUGAAUUGGACAAAAUUGCUAAACACUAUCCGGAAGCUGAGCUACUGCUAAGAUUCCGUUACGAUUCGGCCAACAGUAAAAUCAAUCUGGGAACAAAGUUUGGCUGUGACGCUAACGAAGAAGCGCAUCAGCUGCUGGAUCGUGCUCGCGAUCUUGGGAUGAAGGUGGUUGGCUGGUGCUUUAACGUCGGGUCGAUGAGUUACGAUGCGGAGGUGUUUUACGGUGCGAUUCGCACAGGGCGCAGUAUAAGCGAUUAUGCCGCAUCGAUAGGAUUUCAAUUCCGUGUACUUGACAUUGGGGGAGGGUUCGUUGGCGAUAAGGAUGAUAACAUUGGUCGGUACGCCGAUCACAUUAACCGAGCGCUGGAAGAGUUCUAUCCCGACUGCAGUUCGCUGGAGGUGUUUGCUGAACCGGGCCGGUACUUGUGUGCUGGAGCAGUAACGAACGUGGCCGUAGUGCAGGGUAAACGGUACUUCCGCUCGGGGAACACCAUCACCGGCGUUGGGUAUUACUUGAACGAUGGUAUCUAUGGCACGUUCUACAGCACGAAAUAUCGAGGCCUCGAAUCCAAGGCAGUGGUAUGGAAAUCACCCAAAGACUGUGGCCCCGAGCGGGAUACGAAACUGUUUGGGCCGACGUGUGAUGGGAAUGAUUGGUUUAUGGCUGGAAUACGUUUGCCCGAGCUUGCUAUUGGCGAUACGCUAGUGUUUGAAACGGAGGGCGCAUACAGCAGUGUCAAUUCUUGUCGCUUUAAUGGAUUCAAAUUGCCGAAGGUGAUUCCGUACGUGCGGGGCGGUAUUGUGGAAUUGCUGCGGAAAAUAAAAUCACUCAAAGGUGAUGCUCAGCUCAUAGAACAGGCUCUGUUGAGCAACGAACUGAUCAAGGUAAUGAGUGGCAAUCGGACGCCCCUUGUGUUUUAGAACAAACUAAAAAAAAAAAAACAGUGUGAUCUAUCGUAGCUGCAUUACAGAUCACUUUUCAAAAUACAAACAGCAUCAAGCGUAGAACAGAAACUCUUACCUCUACCUAUUGAGCGCUUUACCGUCGCAAUUUUUGUAUGUUUAUGUUCCACUUCCUGAAGUUGACCUUUUUUGUGCGGCUGCAAUUGAGCUGCCGUUGCUGUUUACCGAUCGCUGGCGCUUGAUAAUGUCAAAAAUUAACGUAAUAUACUUUAUUAUUUAAAUUUAUACGCCCCGACACAUCGGUUCGAGAGGCAUCUGGUGGUGGUAGUCCUGGCAGUCCGCUAACGCCGGAAAAGGGAAGCGAAACGCGAAGUACGCACCAUACAGCAAAUACUUUUACACCCAACGCCUGGCUGUAGGGUUUGAAAGGGAAAUAAUUGUUUCGGUUUUAUACGGCUGAUCUUGGCUUCUAAUGGUAAGAAGGGCUUGCGGUAAGUCCUCGGUAACCGAUAGGUCACAGUGUAAUGGUGCCCCGGGCGAACGCACCAUAUGGGCAGUUGCCCUUGCGAUGCGUUACUUCCUUACGAUGCCAUUCGAUGGGAUCACGGUACGGUCACGUAUGAUUCGCGAUAAGAUCUGUUCGCUGUGCUCGGUCGGUAUGCAUGGACCAUCCAGGGGUGAGUUUUUUGCUGUUGUCGCUCUUUGAAUAUGGUUCUAUGUUGACGGCAUCGUUAUACACGAGAGAGAGAGAGGGAAAGAGAGCAGAUGAUUUUUACCAGAACAUGACGGAAGGUAAAAGGAUGGUACGUUUUUUGUGUUUUUGUUGAGAACGAAAAGAUCACUUGUUGGAAACGAAUGCAACUUCUAAUACAAAUUUAAUGAUUAUGAAAAUAUGGUUAUACAAACACGCUGUUUAUGGUGAAUUAAACAGAAUCAUAUGUAAAUGCAUUACUGAUUACUGAUGCAUUGUCAAGAGAAAACGUUUUUCAUGGUUUCAUGGUUUAAACGACAGCACGCCCGAUGAGGAACAUCUGCCGCAAAGCAACCUACACGUAUCGAUGUUUUUUUUUAUUUGUUCUAGUUUUUGUUUUGUUUAGUUUUCAUCUACCUACGAUGGCUUGGAAACAGUAGACAGGCGCAACAUAAAAGGGUGUAGAUGUCCCUUUACUAUUUGUUUUGAUGGUUUCGAGCGAUCGAUUAUGCUUGCUACAAUUAGAUGCCUCAGAAUUGUGGACAAAUCAGCAAUAUCCGGUCGUACUGCACUGUCGAUGCAUUGUGACAGAAUUAAAAUCUCAUUAAUGCUCCAUAAUGGCCUAUUAGUUGCGAUAAGUAGCUGUGCAGUAGGCACAACCCGCACUAUGGUUGUGGGUAGGAUGCUUCAUUACGUUACCGAUCGUUCUGUAGAUAAUGUUGGUUGUACGGAAAACUUUAAACUGAACAAAAAA